Molecule: messenger RNA, 585 nt
Organism: Neltuma alba
Lineage: Eukaryota; Viridiplantae; Streptophyta; Magnoliopsida; Fabales; Fabaceae
Exons: 2
Coding region: 1-585 (194 amino acids)
Source: RefSeq, a predicted model, not a curated record
AUGGUUGAUUAUGUUCAUAUGAGGGACCUGGUUGGGAACAAAACCAAAUUGAAGGUUGAGAUCAAGUUCGAGCUGGCAAACUCAGAGCCAUGGCUUCAAGAGGAAGAGGAGAGAAACAAAAGGGUUGUCACUGAGUUAUACAGAGCCCUAAUCGCCACAGAGACCCAUACUCUCCACCGUCUUCUAGCUUCUGACUUGGAAUGGUGGUUCCAUGGCCCUCCAAGCCAUCGUCACCAUCUGCUUCCUCUUCUCGCCGGGAAGGAGGAAGCAAAGCAAUCCGUCGUCGUUUUGGUUCCUGAUGUGGUGGUAGGGUUUGGGUCGGUGGUGAUUGCUGAAGGAUUCGACGAAGCCAAUCUGGUGUGGUGGGUCCACGCUUGGACUCUCACUGAUGGGGUAAUCACUCAGGUCAGGGAGUAUCUGAAUACUUCCCUCACCGUCACGCGGCUCGGUAUCGGAGAGUCGGAGCAGCUCGGGAUUGGAGGCAGCUCCGCCUCUCCGUCAUCAUCGCCAUCCUCCUCCUCCUCUUCCUCCUCCUCCGUUGUUUUCUUCCACGUGUCAAUGCAUUUGGCAGAGCAAACUUUGUGA